This is a messenger RNA of Rhodamnia argentea, 1740 nucleotides long. Its product is annotated as sodium/calcium exchanger NCL2-like. The record is from RefSeq and is a predicted model, not a curated record. Gene Ontology annotation, cellular component: membrane. NCBI's taxonomy places the organism in Eukaryota, Viridiplantae, Streptophyta, Magnoliopsida, Myrtales, Myrtaceae. Bases 1 to 1698 code for a protein of 565 amino acids. Gene Ontology annotation, molecular function: calcium ion binding; calcium:proton antiporter activity. The transcript has 8 exons. Gene Ontology annotation, biological process: calcium ion transmembrane transport; intracellular calcium ion homeostasis.
AUGAGGCUCACACUCUCCGUGAUUCUGGCGAUACUGACCCGAUCGGCGGAUGGCCGGUACGUCAAGGGAAUCUUCAACCCGAUAUCAGACAGCUCGGACAGAAGCAGUGGUACGUUGUCCUCAGCCCAGGAUCUCGCGACGGUGACCGUGACAUGUGAGCCAACCUAUGGGUUCUUGCCGUGCACGACCGAGCUGUGGGGCGAGCUGUUCCUCAUCGCGGUGUACGAGUGCUUGCUCGCCCUCGCCGGCAAGUACGUGUCUUCAGGGUCGGAGCUCUUCUUCCGCAUGUUUGGGACUGGGAUCUUCGGUGCCUUUCUGUUCCAAAUGCUCGGAACCUUCCCUCAAGUCAUCAUAAUGCUUGCUAGCGCAAUAACAUUAAGCUCGGACACGAUUGAGUCGAUGGCGGCGAUGGCCAUGGCCAUGCUCGCAGGAUCGGCGAUCUUCAGUCUCUCGAUAGUUUGGGGUUCCAUUGUUGCUUUUGGCAGUUGCGAUUUUUCAAGCUCUUCGUCUUCUUCGUCCGAUCAAGAACCCACCAGAAAGCCAUUCCGUCUAACGGGUUCAGGCGUCGAAACCGACCUGGAGACUAAACAUGUCGCCAGGAUCAUGUUCGUUUCCAUGAUUCCAUUUCUCGUUCUUCAAGCGGCGAAGAUCGUUAAUUCUGCAGUGGGGAGACGAAUAGUGGUUCUGGUCAGUCUCGCGAUUACGGUGGUGUUCCUCGUCACGUAUUGCACUUAUCAGGUAUUUAAGCCAUGGAUUCAGAAGAAGAGACUCGAAUAUCUAGUGCGAUUAUAUGAAGGAGAGAGCCUACUACAGAGCCUUCUUACUGUCCACGGCAAGCCAAACAUACUUCGUAUAAAAGACCUCUUUCAAAAGAUGGAUCAGAACAAGGAUUCACAGGUACUAAAAACCGAACUGUACGCAUUCAUGCUGGGGAUACAGAUCGAAGAAGCCGGUUUGAGCACCGACGACUAUACCGACACCUUAAUGAAGCUGUUCAACUUCUCAAUUGAGGAGUCCAUAAGCGAAUCCGAAUUCGUGCAAGGAAUUUGCAAAUGGCUGGAAGAGGACCUACUCCCGAUAAACAGUCUUGCUCAAGCUCGAUCCUCAGAUUCUUCUAGGGUUUCGUCGAUAAAUGAAUCAUCUUCAACACCAGAGCAAGAGAGCUUGUUAUUGUCCCAGUACAAGACAAGCAAGUACACGGGCCGAUCUGCUGUGUGGUGGAACUACGCAAAAGCUGGUUUCCUGAUAAUCCUAGGAUCCGGCAUAAUGGUGCUGCUCGCAGAGCCCCUCGGGGACAGCUUCGAAGAAUUCGGGCGUGCCGCGGGGAUUCACCCGUUCUUCAUCUCCUAUGUGUUGAUUCCCUUGGCCAUGAGCUACCAGCAAGGACUCGCAGCCGUUAGUUCGGCGAAGAAGAAGACCACGAAAGACAUUUCCGGGGCGCUAACUGAGGUUUACAACGGGGUAUUCAUGAACAACGUAAUGGGAUUAGCCACGUUCUUGGCCCUCGUAUGCAUCAAGGACAUGGCGUGGGACGUCUCGGCCGAAGCCCUGGUCGUGUUCCUGAUCUGCAGUUUGAUGGGGGUCAUCACAAGCUGCUGCACCAAGUUUCAGUUCUGGACCUGUAUUCUUGCAUAUGCUCUCUACCCGUUAUCUCUUCUGCUUCUUUACAUUCUCACGAGUGUUUUAGGCUGGUAUUAGGACCCCAGUCCGCCACGCCGCGAAGCGAUAUAUGGCAAGAAC